GGGUUUGUUCUCAACUAACCAUGUAGUGAAAUUCGUACAUUUGCAAGAUCGUGCAUAUUUAAGGCGUGCGGCGACACUUUAGAUAUGAUUUAACAAAUGAGCACCGGUACGGUAGCAUGCUUGUUACAGCAACCAAUGCAAUGCUUAUCACGAGAAGCUGCAUUCUGUGUUCGUGGAGAAAGAAUCAUUAGCUAUAUUCUUGUUUUUUAUGUGAUAGUUGCUACAUUCUUCGGUAAACAAUGCUGAUGGCGGUGCUGGCCUUUUCAGAAGUUUUUUUUAUUCUUUUCUUUAUACGAGAACACACAAGUGUUCAGAUGUUGCAGCUCUCAGUAUUCUUCAGCACUACCACAGAUAGCGGUGAUGGGCGCAGACUCCCAUCUUACUAUGACAAUUUACGACAAACCGAUAACAUCUAUACUAUAAAGGAUGAAACUUUGAGAUACAAUUUCUUCAUAGAUUUACUCUUCCUUACCCCACAUAGAUGCAUGGGUCCACAUAUGAGGCUCGAUGUUUAACGAGAAAGGAGAACCCAAGAAAAUGACUGAAGCAAAAUAAUUCCACCAAAUGCCCAUGUUUUCGUUGCACGUACCCGCAAGUGUACCGGGAUCUGAUAGCAGCCAUUGCAGGCAAGAGCGUCGCAGAAAAGGCUGCUGAACGCGCCAGAUGGUCCGCUGGUCUGUUCCCGUCCUAAAGUAUGUGCAGAUAUAACCGUCCUGUGGGCCUGAAUCUGGGGGGAGUACAUUCCGUCCAAACGCUUGAUUUCGUGCAGGCUUGAAUACAAAACAGGGUAAGGGCCUCGACUUCACUUUAUUUCACGCUGGUUUCUUGGCAUAUUUGGAAAGAGCGGAAUGGCAGGGGUCUAUAUUUUAAUUAUACUAUUAGGUUUGUUAUGAUGAUAUAUUUAAGACGAAGACUAUACUCAAAUGUGGUUUUUUGUUAUGUUAGAAUAAUUAUAUAAUUAUAUUGUGAAUGUGGAACAAUUAUUGUUCCAGUUAUACAAUAAAAAUUGUUCUAUAUCUCCAAAAAAUGUUCUAAAAAUUUAUCUAAUUUUGAUCACAAAGAGUGCAAUGGUAUCAAUCUUCAAACAAGUCAUCGAUCCGUCCUAACGGGAUUUUUUUUUAAUUUUUCAUUCUAGCACGGUAGCCUCCUCUCCUUCUUUAUCUCCACCAAAACUCGCACAAGCAAGCAUUCGGUCUGGGCUGUGAUUUAAAUAUGUGCCCGGACAGAAUCAUGCAUCCACACACGUUUUUUCCACAUGGAUAUAAUAAGAUGCUCGAUCGAUGCGGAAGCGCAUCAUCCCAAUCACGUCGCGCCCCAUGCAUGCAUGCCGCCGCGUCGUCGUUGAUGACUGGCACCUUCCCCGGCCGUCACUUUGCUAGCUGCAGCUAUAUAAACGUGGGCAGAAGCAUCUCAUCCUCCCACCACCACUGGACGGACCUCCAAAGUUUCCAGCGUUAGUUCAAGAAACACAAUAGCACCGCCGCUAGUAGAAACCAGCGCCACGGUGAUCGACCUGCUCCUGCUCGGCUCCUCCCCACACACGAGCGGAGAUAAGCUUCAACCCAUCGAUCGAUCAAGCGAGACAAUCCCGUGCCACCUAGCCACUAGCGACAAUGGCUUUCGCGGUCAAGGCUGCAUCGACCUCCCAGUGGACUUUGUCCCCGGCGGUUCAUCAGCCGUCAUCGCUCACGACGCGGGCGGCGGCGUCGGUCGCGAAGAUGCCGGCGGGGCGGAGGAAUGCUGCGGCGGCGGUCAUCAGGGCGGUUGCCGCCUUGGCUCCGCCGCCUGCCCCGGCGCCUCCCAGGCCAGCGGGCAAGCGGUGCCUACCGUUGUCGCAGACCAUGUCCAGGCUCAAGGCGCGGGGCAAGACAGCGUUCAUCCCGUACAUCACCGCCGGUGACCCCGACCUAGCGACGACGGCGGAGGCGCUGCGGUUCUUGGACGCCUGCGGUGCUGACGUCAUCGAGCUCGGCCUGCCCUUCUCCGACCCCGACGCCGACGGGCCCGUCAUCCAGGCCUCAGCAGCGCGGGCGCUGGCGAGCGGCACUACGAUGGAUGGCAUGCUGGCGAUGCUCAAGGAGGUGAAGCCGGAGCUGUCGUGCCCGGUGGUGCUCUUCUCCUAUUUCAACCCCAUCGUCCGGUGGGGGCUGGCUGACUUCACCGCCGCCGCCAAAGAAGCCGGUGUAGACGGUCUGAUAGUCCCCAACCUCCCUUAUGCUGCCACCUAUGACCUCAGGAGUGAAGCCAUGAAGAACAACCUCGAGCUGGUGCUGCUCACAACACCAUCUACACCGGAAGAGCGGAUGAAGGAAAUCACAAGAGCUUCUGAAGGUUUUAUUUAUCUUGUGAGUGUCGAUGGCGUUACAGGUCCCCGCGCAAACGUGAGCACACGUGUCGAAUCUCUCAUUCAAGAGGUUAAACAGGUCACUGACAAACCCGUGGCUGUUGGAUUUGGCAUAUCAAGACCUGAGCAUGUAAAGCAGAUUGCGGAGUGGGGAGCUGAUGGAGUUAUCAUCGGCAGUGCAAUGGUGAAACAGUUAGGCGAAGCAGCAUCUCCCAAAGAAGGUCUAAAACGGCUAGAGGAUUACACCAUGAGCAUGAAGAAUGCAUUACCAUGAAAUAUAAAUGUAUACUACACGAUCUGUAAAAGGGAAGCACCACUAAUACUGAAGCUGCCUUUCCGCUUUGGUGGUCGAUCGUCUUAGGCAAAUGCAACAAAAUUUCCAUAUGUGGUCACUAGCUACUUGAUCAAGCCCUCAACAUGUACGCAUGCACACAGCGCACCAUCCUUAUUAAUCCAAUACCAGUCCUCGCUUGUCA
Panicum virgatum (switchgrass) is the source of this 2820-nucleotide messenger RNA. RefSeq names its product indole-3-glycerol phosphate lyase, chloroplastic-like. NCBI's taxonomy places the organism in Eukaryota, Viridiplantae, Streptophyta, Magnoliopsida, Poales, Poaceae. Gene Ontology annotation, molecular function: tryptophan synthase activity. Gene Ontology annotation, cellular component: cytosol; chloroplast. Bases 1614 to 2618 code for a protein of 334 amino acids. Gene Ontology annotation, biological process: L-tryptophan biosynthetic process. The record is from RefSeq and is a predicted model, not a curated record. The transcript has 7 exons.